GCUAGAGCCGGUCCGGGUUGCGCUCGGCUUCCCCAUGCGCACGCAUGAAUAAUACCCGCUGUUCAGCAGAGCACUCGACUGUUUCCUCCUCGAAUAGGCAGCCCACUAGACCGGAUCACUUACACACAUCUGCGCAAAACGAUGUACAUGUCCAAGUAUUCUCUUCCAGAAACCGACGUUCUUCACACACUUUGAUCCUCACCUCAACAAGCUGAGCGGAGCGAGAUUUCGUCUUUGCAAACCCGCUCGGUCGGCGUCUGUUCUCCCAGUUCUGCCUCCAAGUUCUGCCUCUGUCCAAAACUCCCCCCGAGAACAACAAAGUUCGCCGAAGACUCGGCACACACACUCGCAAUGGCUACAGCAGAAGCCACCAUGGCCGAUGCUGCCGCUCAUCGUCUGGACCGCCGCGCCAACGGCUCGCCGCCUCCUGCGCAGUCUAAGCGAGACAAGCGCCGCCAGAUGCUGAACGAACGUCUCAACUCGCUCGCAGAGAAGCUGAGCAAGGACCGGGACCAGGUGUACCGCGAAAAGCUGCACAAGAUCCAAAUCGACACCACGUUGGUCAUGAGAGUCGAUCCAUAUGCGGAUCGGCCACUCGACGGCUUUGAGCAAGACCUGCAGAGACUUCAGCAGCUCAAUGGAGACGCCGACGCCCAGUCUGGACCCCAGACCUUGCUUGACAGGGCCGGCCCGAGAUUCUCCAAGUGGAUGGAGAAGGUUCAGGACCUGGCUGAGCAGCGUGACUACGCGCUCACCAAAUACAAGUUCGACUACGAGAAGAAAACCUCCGAAUACAUGGCCACGCAUGCCUUCAAGGUCGAAACUGCGAAUCGAGAAUACCGCGCGCUCGCGCAGACGCUCCGGGACCGCUUAAUCAAUGUCAUCAUGAGCAAGAAGAAUCGAUUGAACAAGGAGAAGGAGGCGCUCGAAAUUUCGGAUGCCUCUGCCCUCUUACUACACCCAAACCAGUUCAGCAUCACCAACCCCUCGAGCCCAGGGGGUGCGCAUGGGAAGCGGGCGACUCGCCAGCGCCGCGAACUGGAAGACGUGGCGUUUGAAAACAAGAAGCGGAAGCGCAAUAACAACAACAAUGACGACGACGGCUCGCCGGCGCCACAGCGUCGGGCAUUAGAUGGUUCGGCAACCACGCCCCUCUGGCAGGCGGACCGGCUGGCCUCGCGCAAGACCGCCGGCGCCGUGUACAGCAUAGACAAGCUCUUCACGGACAAGGAGCUCAGCAUGACGUCCACAGCGGCCACUCUGGCGGCGCGCAGAUACAUUCUCACACAUAAGCCCAAGCUUGACGAGCACGGACAUCCAAUCAGGUCGCCCGGCGGCAGCGAUUCCGGGGCGGGCGACAACGACGAGAACGACGGAUCGGACUCGGUUCCUUCGGCGCCCACGAUGGAGCGGAACGUGUCCCACGCAACGCGCAGCGGUCGCGGCGGCGCAAACAACCCCAAUUUCUUGGACGACAAGCUCUUGGGCGUGGAGAUGCUCGCGAAUUUUGACUUCGCCGGCAACUUCGACCGCAUGCUCGCGGCGGACCCGAAGCUGCCGCCCACCUUCCCGUCGACGUACAUCAAGGGCAACAAGCUGGAAUACAACGUGCCCAGCACACUCAGUGCGGAGGAAGCGCAGGGCGACAUCAUGGUGAUGCAGGCGCUGCGGCAAUACGACGAGGCGCACGGCGUGGGCUCCAACUUCUCGAUCGAUAACGGCAGCCGCAAGCUGCUCGAGGCGGCGUCCAUGCCGGCGCAGGAUCGCCGGUUCGUUGCGUAUCUCCAGGGCGAGCGGCCGUCCGAGAACCAAGUGAGGAAGCAGCUAGGCUUGCCCCUUCUGUCGGACGUCGUGGAGCCGGUCAUGGCCGAGAGGGCCGGCACGCCGAAGCCGGCCCAGGGCGGCACUCCCGGGCCGUCUCCUUCCAAGGGGUCUGCUCUAGGGGGCGUGCCCAUGAGCAGACAGUCGAGCGCGAACGGCGUGCCCAUGAGCCGGAGUAGCAGCCGGAAGGGCGGCCGCGGCGGACGAGGGGGCUGAGUGAGAGGCUUGGAGGGCAGGUAAAUGCGAGGAAUGCCGGACACAAAACAAACGGAUUUGGCUGGCGCAUUGGGGGAGGGGAUACAGAGUAAUGAUGUCUUGCUUUUGAGGAUUCGGUCUCUUUGGUUGUGUUUGGGCACUAUACAGCCUCGGAUACGGGGAUUCGGAGUUGGCCGGCGGGUAUGG
This is a messenger RNA of Thermothielavioides terrestris NRRL 8126, 2223 nucleotides long. RefSeq lists its product as uncharacterized. Gene Ontology annotation, molecular function: histone deacetylase binding. The record is from RefSeq and is a predicted model, not a curated record. The transcript has 2 exons. Lineage: Eukaryota; Fungi; Ascomycota; Sordariomycetes; Sordariales; Chaetomiaceae. Gene Ontology annotation, biological process: negative regulation of transcription by RNA polymerase II. Gene Ontology annotation, cellular component: Sin3-type complex. Bases 352 to 2037 code for a protein of 561 amino acids.